Messenger RNA from Emiliania huxleyi CCMP1516, 1414 nucleotides. RefSeq names its product retinol dehydrogenase. The record is from RefSeq and is a predicted model, not a curated record. Lineage: Eukaryota; Haptophyta; Isochrysidales; Noelaerhabdaceae. Bases 65 to 1228 code for a protein of 387 amino acids. The transcript has a single exon.
GAGGCUGCUCUCAAUCCAACCUGGUAGAAGAAGGUUCACCCGGGUCAUCGUCCGUGCGAGAGGUAUGCUGCUUCUCCUGGGUCUUUUCAACACCGCCUUCUCGCAUUCGCCUCCGGCCCGGAUGGGUAGCCUCUACACGGGCGAGGCUCGGGCCAUUGCAACGAUGCAAAUCGGGGGCUGUGGGGUAGGGCUCCACAUCUCCAGCCGACGAGCAGCAAUCGCUGGCGGCGCGGCACUGCUGCUGCCCACGACCCGCCUCCCGUCUGCUGCAGCUCUCCCUCCCUUCGCUGGUCGGACCGUCGUCAUCACCGGCGCCAACAGUGGGCUCGGGCUGGCCUCGGCAACGCAGAUGGCGGCUGCUGGCGCGACAGUCAUCCUGGCGGUGCGGGACGCUUCCAAAGGCGCCGAGGCGAAGGAGAGGAUCCGUGCGGUCACGCAAAACGGAGCCCUCGAGGUGAGUGAGUUGGACCUCGGCGAUCUGAGCUCCGUCAAGUCGUUUGCCAAGAGGUGGGGAGAUCGGCCGUGCGAUGUGCUCAUGCUCAAUGCCGGCGUGAUGGCCAUUCCGCAGCGGGCCACCACUGAGGACGGCUUCGAGCGGCAUCUCGGGGUGAACCACUUGGGCCACUUCGCCCUGACGGCGCGGCUCUGGCCGGCCCUCAAGAAGGCGGCCGCGGGCGGUGGUGCGGCCAGGGUCGUCGUCGUCUCGAGCGACGGUCACAAGAAGGGCACGAUCCGCUUCGACGACAUCAACCUGGAGAAGCCCGGCGCGUACAAGGACUGCAGCACGCCCUUCUGCUCGGCGUACACGCAGUCCAAGCUGGCCAACGUACUCUUUGCCAAGGAGCUUGAGCGGCGCAUCCCGCCGGGGAUCGAGGUCGCCGUCUCGAGCGUCUCCCCCGGGCUCGUCAACACCGCCCUCUUCCGCUACUCACUGCCGGACCUCAAGGCGGACGUGGGCAGCGGCGCGCUCGUGGGUGAUCCCGACGGGAGCAAGCUACGCGACUUGCAAAAGAUCCAGGCGUACUUCAUGACGCCCGCCGACACGGCAGCGCAGACGCAACUCGCCCUCGCCUCCGACCCGAAGCUCGACCGCGCGGCGGUCAGCGGCGGCUACUACGUCGACGGCAAGAAGACGCCGCCCUCAAAGGAAGCGGACGACGCGGCGGUCGCGUCGAAGAUGUGGGAGUUGUCGGAGCGGAUGACAGGGAUUGCUUUCGUGCCCGAGUAGCGCGGCGAGAGUGACGUGACGGAGGUGCGUCUAGGGGUUUGAGAUGCCACCGUCCCGGCGGACCCGAAUGCGCGGGACCGAAUCGACUCGCUCGAGAUUUUCGGUCCGAGCGGAGCCCUCCCACGCAGCCUUUUGUUCGCCUCCGCCCGACGUCGCCCUCACUUCAUUUAAAUAAGAAAGAAGAAA